AUGGGGGAUCCGAGCGCGGUGUGGGGCACAAUUGGCGUUGGGGUGGAGCGGCUCCAUGCUGCACUUCCAGUAAUGAGCAAUAGCCGCGACGCGCUGGCGACCAUCACCAGCUUGAACGACCUUGCCAACGCGUGUGGCGCGGCUGCAUUGCUCUCUGGCCCUGUUCCCUUGGCCGUGUCGAGGGCUUUUGCGGGGCUAGGAGGCUGCCUGGCAGAAGGCAGCGCAUCCCUGAGGCAUCGUCAGCUGCAGCCGAAUUACAAUGCCAGCACAGCGAAUAGGGUCAUGUUCUUCGAGGCACAGGCAAUCUCCCAGGCCUUUGCCAUGAUGCUGGGCCUGCUGGAGAGCCAAGCGUUGCAGCUGGCAGAGGCCGACUGGAUCCGCCUGCUGACGGCGGCAGUCGUGCCGCUGGAGGUGAUGCUGCCGCAGCUGAGGAGCCUGCGGGCGGAGGUGCUGCAAGGCAGCAGGCGGGAGGCCGCCGUUGAGAUGCUGCACAGGCACGUGUGGUGCGCGUCCAAGCCCGUGUACGCCCUGCUCAGCCUGCUGACGCCUCCGUGCGAGGUGAUGCCGUCCCGCGCGGCGGCGCUGCUGGCGGCCACUUCCCUCAAGCCGCAGAAGCUGGCGCCCUGGGUGUGCGCCAUCUCAGAGGCCACCUGUGCCUACAUGACAGUCACCAACAGCUACGUGCCGCCCUACACCACCCUCAUCCCCGUGCUGCGCAACCUGCUGGCUGCCGACACCUGCCCCGGCCUGCGCGCCGUGGUGCAUGCGCAGGCCGAGGUGCAGGUGCAGGUGGUGAGGCUGUGUGCGCGCUGCUUCGUGCUGCCAGAGGCGCAGUGGGAGGCGGCACUGGCGGACGGCGAGCGCUGUAUCAUGCUGCUGGAGGUGGUGGAGACGAUGGCGAACGAGUGCUGCACUGAGGGGCGGCGCGCCUGGGAGGCGGGCAGCAUCCGCGCGGGGCGCGCCACGCUGCUGGCGACGGCGGGCAGCCUGGCGGCGCACCCGCGGCUGGCGGCCGCCCAGGAGAGGCGGGAGCAGGCGGGGCUGAUGGCGGCGUGCCUGGAGCUGACGGCCAGCCUGGCGCAUGACGUGCUGCAGCUGUUUUUGGAGGUGGAGGGGCAGCAGCUGCCGGCCAGCCUGCUGCAGCGCGCGGAGGGGCUGCUGUGCCAGCUGGGCGGCCCCGGCGGCCUGCCGCUGCUGUGCCAGCUGGCGGGGGAGGUGGCAGAGGCGGCGGGCGCCGACGCCGGUCGCGGCGCGGCCGCGGGACGCCGCCCCGGCUUUGGCGGCAUGUGCUGGGGCGAGUUCCCGAUGGAGUGGUUCAACACUCUCAACUCAUGGUGUCUGGUCCUGCCACGCUUCGACUUGUCGGCCUGCAUCCGCACGCCAGGCGUGCAUGCCGCCGCCUGCCGCGCCGCCGAGGCGCUGCUCCGCCUGGCGCCGCUGCUGCCGCGCCAGCCGGCGUGGCAGCCGGGCCCGGGCGGCGAGCGGGUGUGGCGCACCGCCGCGACGGCGGUGGCGGCCGCCGGCGGGGCCUUGCCCUUGAUCCUGCGGCGCGACCCCGACGCGCCCGGGACCCUGGCCGCGAUGAUGUCAGUGGGGGUGCCCAAGCUGGCUGCCGCCCUGCUCGUCGCCCCCUCCACCCCGCCCAGCCACGCCUCCGCUUCGCCAGAGUCGGCGGCUGCCAGCUACCGCGCCCUGGUCACCGCCUGCCGCUACACACACGCCCUGGCGCCCCACCAGCACGCCUGCAGCACGGCACAGGACAGGCGGCCAGGCGAGGCGGGCAGAGCCGGCGCGCUGCCCGUGCCCGUGUCAGCGCCUGACGCGCCCGAGGUCUUCGUGACCGAGCCCACGCUCGGCUGCGUGGCGGAAUGCCUGGACCGGGCGGCGGUGCUGGCGCUGCAGCUCAACGCCGCCAUGCUGCAGCAGGUGCCGCCCGGCGAGCAGGAGCCAUAUGUCAGGUCUGCCGGUGUGGGCGGGCGGAUGGAGUGCUGCCUCCUGCUCUACCUGGCCGCCCUGCCCGCCCUGCCGCGGCUGCCGGCUGGGGCGCAGAUUCGGGCGGCGCUCGAGUGCGGGCGCUGCAGUGUGCUGCUCCGCAUGCUGAACGAGCAGGCGCUGACCCUGUGGCGCCUGCUCCUGGGAGAGGGCGGCACCGCUGCCGUGGCCGGCGUGGACACCCGCUGCCUGCUGGCAGAUAUGGCCUACCGAGGGUUAGAGGCUCACUUCUACAGCCUGCUCCCCACACUCGCCAACUGCGAUUUGUCUGCCUUUACAACCCCGCUGACCAUGCUGGAGAGGGCAGCCGAGCUGGAGCCGAGCCUGAUCGCCGCGCUGGCGCGGCACAACACCCUGCUGCGCAUGCUGGGCGGCCUAGGCGGGACGCUGGCCGAUGUUGCCAGGCCGGGUGGCGAGCUUGCGGCGCAGGCCUUGCCUAUAUACGAGCAGCGGAGCAGCCUGCUGCGCAGGCUGGUGCCCCACCUGCCCAUCGACCCCUCUCAGCAGGACGAGGUGCGGCACUGCGUGGAGGGCUGCCUGGAGGCAGAGUAUGCGCGCAACAGGCGCUCCAUGGAAGUCCUCUGUGAUGUGGCAGAUGCUCAGCUGGCAAAGGAGGCACGCGAGGCAGCCGCCGAGCAGGCCGCCAACGUGCCCCGCCCCCGCCGCCCGCCCCUCAGCCCCGAGGGAAGGCAGCUGGCGGAGCGGAGGGCGCGGGCGCUGGCGCUGCUCAAGUGUGCCAACCCGCGGUGCAGCAGGCUGGAGGGUGCCAGCGAGGCGGCGGCCCCCAGGGGGCGCCUCUGCAGCGGCUGUCGAACGGUGCGCUUCUGCAGCGAGGCAUGCAGCCAGCAGGAGUGGCCGCAGCACCGGGCGGCCUGCAGGCUGCUGCGGGCGCCGCCGCCCAACGGCUGA
This is a messenger RNA of Chlorella variabilis, 2901 nucleotides long. RefSeq lists its product as hypothetical. Lineage: Eukaryota; Viridiplantae; Chlorophyta; Trebouxiophyceae; Chlorellales; Chlorellaceae. The coding region runs from base 1 to 2901 and encodes 966 amino acids. The record is from RefSeq and is a predicted model, not a curated record. The transcript is spliced from 8 exons.